AUGUAUUCGAUUUUUGUUUUGGUCUGUUGGGCAAGUCUAACAGCAUGUCAAUAUGAUCCAUCCAUAGAAACGUCGAAGGCUGGAUAUGAAGAGGCUGAGCAACAGAUUGGACCACAAGUCAUUCCACCUGAAUAUGGAACAGGAAAGGAACAACUGAAAUAUGUAGAUGAGCGAACGAAUGAUGUAUUGCUGGAGUUCGACAAAAUUUUCGAUCUCUUCAGAGAAUAUGUCAGAAAAAACCAAUUCGGUCACUCUCCAAAAGACAUUGAGUACGCCGGAAAAUUGGAUCAGAUACAUUUGGAAUGGAAACACUCGGUUGAGCUAGCACCACCUGGAGUUCAACAGGAUUUUCUAAGUGGCAUUCAGCGAGUUUCGAAUUUCUUUAGCAGCGGGGCAGCUAGUGGGCUCUUCGACAGUCUUGUCAGCUUAUUUACCUCGUUUACUCAUGCAUUCACUAGUAUAGCUUCGAUUUGGCAAGAUGCCCCAUCUGAGCCUGUACAUAAACCAGAUUGGCAGAUUGAUUUUGAAAAUGCCAUGCGCGAGCAACAGAAUCAACGUAGACGACUGAGAAUGAGACUGAGACACCGACGUCACCAUAGAAGCACUGAUAACAAUGAAUUAGAAAGCUCUGAGCUGGAUACGCUUCCUUUCGCACGCCAGACUACUAGAAGAGCUGCAACUACGAGGAGAACUACUGUUCGAGCAACAACCAGAAGACCGACGACGGCCAGAAAACCUCAAGCUACUACCAGAAGAGCUCAAACAACAACUAGACGACCUCAAACAACUACGAGAAAAGGUCAAGCAACCACUAGGAGAACAGGGACAACUAAGAAGGCCGCCAUUUCUCAAUCAGCCCAGCAAACUGCAGAGCAGGAGCAGAACGUAGAUGUAGACAACGGAAUCCAUGAAACAUAUAUAAAAGCUCCUCGUAUUAUCAACGUUUUUGUUGACGAUGAUCAGCCAGCCGAUCUUAUCGCUCAAGCUGUUGCAGCUCAAUACUUCGAGUUUGAGAAGGGUGAUCCCAAUCCAUGA
Molecule: messenger RNA, 1035 nt
Organism: Auanema sp. JU1783
Lineage: Eukaryota; Metazoa; Nematoda; Chromadorea; Rhabditida; Rhabditidae
Source: the annotation of a GenBank genome assembly